Molecule: messenger RNA, 5175 nt
Organism: Daphnia carinata
Lineage: Eukaryota; Metazoa; Arthropoda; Branchiopoda; Diplostraca; Daphniidae
Product: unconventional myosin-Ia-like
Exons: 24
Coding region: 1001-4564 (1187 amino acids)
Biological process (GO): vesicle transport along actin filament; actin filament organization
Cellular component (GO): myosin complex; plasma membrane; microvillus
Molecular function (GO): actin filament binding; microfilament motor activity; ATP binding
Source: RefSeq, a predicted model, not a curated record
CGGCCAGAACAGUGAGCAUGCGUCGACCUCGCUUUGGACUGUCGUUGUGAGAAAAAUGUGAUCUAGACAUGGGCGAAACACACAGGUUCUCCUCGCGUGCACAGUCAGUGUAUGUACAUAGAUCAUCGGUCGAAAAGCCGAUCAGUGGCAGCAGUAGCUAUUUAGUGAUCCAACAGUAACAGCAGUGAUAGUAACAUAGGCAGAUAUCGAACAUUUCGGCACUUGAUUUCAAGUGUGUAAGAACAAAAGUGCCGGGUGAAGGGCAAUUCAAACGCUUGCAUUAGUGUGUAGAUCUCUGCAACAUAGAUACGCCGUAAUCAGAUUCCUAUUCAAGAUGCUCUGUGUGAUCUUGGAUAACCCAAUCCACCAAUCGGUCGGUUCAACUACUGGAUGCUGAGCCUGUGUUUCUGGUGAUUUCGCCAUCAACUGGCUGAAAUGAAUUGCUGCCCCUUGUCAGUCAGGUAGUGACGGAGGUGCUGACCGACGGAAGGGAUUUCGGCUGAUUGUACGUGCGCCAGCGCCUGUACAGACGUGAACGUACUGGAAAGCCCCGGCUAGGCCAGUCGAGUGAAAGCUACGAGCGGGUAAAGUUCCCAGUUAACGGUCGGACGGAUUCGACGACGACGGGGGGAGGAAGGCGAACAAAAUCACACCGGAGGGCGCAUCACGGUGGUGAACCUCCCAGUGUCCAGCGACUACCUUUGAAAACGUUUCAAAAGUGGAUUCCGCCUCGUCGCCGGAUGCAGUCAGCAGCAGCUGCGCGGAUUCUGAAUGCCGAAACGUCGGUCGAGCCGGGGGAGCAUCCGCUGCUGCCCCCACUGCUCGAAGCGGCCACCGACUCCUAAGUCCUGGGACCCGGCAUCAACACAGCCCAGGAUCUUUGUCCAACACCCUCGUUAGCUUGCCGGAAGUAGUGGAAGCUGUUGUGACGAACUCUGCUGCCCAAUCCCAGCCGUCGACUCCGGAGCAGAUCGCCGCAUUACUGCCGUCAAUCCAAACGAUGUUAUCGAGGAACAAAGUGUCGCGCACCUGCAGUAGAACGCGAAUCACCGAUGCUUCUGUCGCUCCAUUUGUUGAUCCUGCGGCGGACCUGCCGGACUGUAUUUCCUUGGACCCGUUAACUGAAGACUCACUUCUGGCCAACUUGCUGUCCAGAUUUAAACGGGAUCACAUCUAUACUUACAUCGGCAAUAUUUUGCUAUCCAUCAACCCUUACAAACCCUUGGCACAGUACACGGAACAGGUGAUUGCCGGCUACAAAUUACGCACCGUCGCCAUUUCCCAAUUACCACCGCACGUGUAUGCCCUCGCUGAUAAUGCUUGGCGGUCGUUACGAGAUUUCUACAGCGACCAAGUCAUCGUCAUUACUGGCGAGAGCGGAUCGGGCAAGACUGAGGCCUCCAAGCUCAUCCUGCAGUAUAUUGGAUUAGCAACCGGCAAAUCGAAAGAUCUGGAAACCGUCCGGCAGCAGCUGCUACUCUGCAAUCCAGUCCUAGAAGCGUUCGGCAAUGCGAAAUCCGUUCACAAUGACAACUCGUCACGUUUUGGAAAAUAUAUUGAAAUGGAAUUUGAUUACAGAGGGGAACCUGUUGGAGGACUCAUCACUCAUUAUUUAUUAGAAAAGUCCCGCGUAACAGCUCAGCACCCAGGCGAACGGAAUUUCCACAUUUUCUUCCAGCUGCUCGCUGGGGCUGACGUGCAACUUCUAAAAUCCCUCAAACUACAAAGGAACACGGAAAAUUAUCUCUACUUGCGGAAUAACCAUUCGAAUCCGUCGGUGUGGCACCAGAGUGACAAGGAUGAAUUCUUCAACACCAAGAAAGCCUUGGAGUCGGUGGGAUUUUCGGCCGAGGACAUUAUCAACAUAUUCCGUAUCAUAGCGGCCGUCUUGAAGCUGGGGAAUUUGAUCUUCUCUCCGGUUAGCAAUAUCGACGGCACCGAAGGAUGCAGCAUCAACAACGAAUACGAGUUAGAAGAAGUUGCGACAUUGUUGAUGAUUCCGGCAGAUGAGCUUCGAAGUGCCUUGCUCUAUCGGACGUAUUCGGUCAGUUGUUCUGCGAUGGAUGCGCACGGCAUGGCCGUUGGAGGUGGCGGAGGUGUCAAUUGUUUUUCCAGAGAUUCGACUCUACCACGCGAUUCGACAACUUCGCGCACAUUUCUCGGAAAUAAUCAUCAAUCGCAUUCACAGCCUCAGCAGCUCCUCUUGCACCAGCGCACCAGUCUCCUCUCCACAUCGGCCUCCAUGGUCGGCAGAGAUAUGUACCAAAUGAUGGAUGGCUGCCAUGGAUCUGACGUCGGAUUUCAAGCUGCCCUCGCUUCCAGGGCUUACCAGGACGCGAAGGAUGACUUUGUCAUGACCGACUUGAGCGCCAGCGAGGCCACGGCCGGACGCGAUGCGCUCUGCAAAGCCCUCUAUUAUCGUCUCUUUACCUGGAUCAUUAACAACAUUAACGAGAGAAUCAAGGUCAAGCAACACGGAAAACGACGCAUCCUGGGCGUAUUGGAUAUUUACGGUUUCGAAAAUCUGCCUGUCAACGGCUUCGAGCAGCUCAUUAUCAAUUAUUGUAACGAGAAAUUGCAGCACUACGUGGCCGAGAUUGUCGUGAAAGAAGAACAAGAAAUCUACAUGCAAGAAGGCCUCGAGUGGAGCCCGAUUUUAUUCCCAGACAACUUGGCCGUCUGCGAUUUGAUAGAGAAGCAUAAUCUGGGGCUGCUAGCGAUAAUGGACGAAGAGUGCCAACGAUCGACCAACGGCUCGGACGAUGCCUUCUUAAGCAGAGUGGGACAGGUGUUUCAAGAUAAUAUUCAAAUCGAAGUAGCUUGGGGACUGUUGUCCAAGAACGCCGAUUCAACUGCCAUGAAUGCCUUCAGGUUGAAACACUACGCCGGAUGGGUGACGUACAACGUGCACGGGUUCCUGGAAAAGAACAGCGACCUGCUGGUCCGCGGCCUUUCGCAGUCCAUGUACCAGUGCUCCCACCCGAUCGUCAAAGAGCUCUUCCCGGAGGGCAACCCGCGACGGACGACGCUGCGGCGUCCGGCCACCUCGGGCACCCAAUUUAAAGUGGCUAUCAACGCCCUGAUGAGGAGCCUCCGGUCGAAAACUCCGCACUUUGUCCGCUGUAUCAAGCCGAACGCCUUCAAACAGCCGCACCAUUUCGACGUUCAGACGAUCCAGCAACAAAUUCGACACCUCGGCUUGCUGGAGACGGCGCAAGUGAGGAGGAGCGGCUACGCCUUCCGCCAGCCCUACGCCUGCUUCCUGCAACGCUACAAGAUGUUGUCGACCGUGACCUGGCCGCACUGGGGUGGCGUCGCCAUCGAGGGUGUCGCCCGGCUCCUCAGAGAUUUGCCCAUUUCGGCCACGGAAUACGCUUUCGGCCGGCGAAAGUUGUUCAUCAAAAACGAUUCCACGUUAAUGCAGUUGGAAGAUUUUCGGAGGAUCCGGUUAAAUGACCUGGCCACUCUCAUCCAGAAAACAUUCCGAGGCUGGGCUACUAGAUGGUUGUUUUUCAAGCGAAGACAAGCCCAAAUCAAAAUCGCUGCCGCUUGGCGCCGUUACAAGGCUAAUGCUCCAUUACGGCGAAUGAGGUGGAGACUCUCCAGUGUGGCGCGGCGCGAAUAUUUGGAACUUCGCCAACGGCGGCGCAUGAUCGAAGCUGUACACAUCAUAGAAAGAUCCUACAUUCAAUGGAGGAGGAAAAGGUACUUGAACCGGUUGGCCAUCCGGCUGCCUUCGACGUCGCCGACGUGCCGCGAGUGGCCCAACGUGACGCCUUUCCUCCGCGAGACCAAUCAGAUUUUAAAGAAGCUCUAUCACGUUUGGAGGUGUCAUCGAUAUCGAAUGGGCUUUGAUCAAAUCGGUCGCAAUCGAAUGCGAGAGAAAGUGACGGCCAGUUUACUGUUUAAGAAUCGUAAAGAAUCGUAUGCUCGCAGCGUAGCUCAUCCCUUCCAGGGCGAUUACGUCCGGCUUCGCCAAAACAGCCAAUGGCGCAAACUGGUCAACGAAACGUCUGAUCAGUACAUCGUUUUCGCCGACAUCGUCAGCAAAAUCACGCGCUCUUCGGGCAGGCUUGUUCCGGUGCUGUUUGUCGUCUCGACCAGUUCCAUGAUGAUUUUGGACCAGCGGACCUUAAAUAUCAAGUACCGCGUCCCGGCGGCUGAUAUCGUCCGCAUUUCACUCAGCCCUUUCCUAGACGACAUCGCCGUCUUCCACGUCAAAUCGUUUGAUGGCACCUCGCCGAGCGUAGCCAAUCUUCAGACGGGCUGCUUGCAUUUCCAACAGUCAGGAGAAUCAUCGACCCUCUCGCCUUCCUUUGGAAACAAGUGGAAAGGUGACCUGGUUAUCCAGACUUGCCACGUCAUUGAGCUCGUCACCAAAAUGUUCCUGGUCGUGCAGAACGCGGCCGGCAAAGCCCCCGAAGUCAACGUUCACACAGACUUCGAGCUCAGUGUCGGCCAUCAAGCAGUCGAAUUCUCCUUCCACUGCACCGGCCUUCCGGAAGUCCAGCCGGGUCAAGUGCGAAUCGUUCGUCGAGGCCACCGACUCGAAGUUACUUUAUAAAAAUCAAUCGUUCGGGCAGUUCCUCGCACGGCCUUCGUGAUUCCAUCGUUUUCGCGAAGAUGGGUGAGACGGACUUCGUUUUUAGCUAAAAAUAAUUUAAGGACUCUGUUAUGACAAUUAUAUGCAAUACAUAUAAUAUCGAAAUUUAAUAACUAGCUAGCUAUUGAAAAAGAAAAUCAAUCGAUUUCUCAAAGGAAAGAAGAAAGAAAGAAAAACGGUAAAGUUUUAUUGCUGCAAAUUCAUUUUGAUUAACAUCUUUUUUGAGGGGUGGGGGUGGAGUCGUGUUUAUUCAUUGUUGUUUUCACAUUUUUGUAUUGUGUUGAAAAAGUGCUAACUUAUUGUGCUGCCGUCUCGAACUUGUUCACUCAGAGCACGUUGAAAUUUUUCAUAAGAAAAAAGAUGAAUGCGUAGAAAUAUUUGAAUAUCUUUUGAAUUGAUCAAAUGAGUUGUUGAAAAUCAUCAUCGUUUUAUUCUGAAGAAAAAAAAAUGUUUGCUCUGGUUUAUUUUUGAAUUUUAUGUUUGUUCGAUCAUCGCUGUGUGAAUGCAUUGUUGGAGUGCUUGUUGUGGAGAUGAGCUUCGAGUUCCGUCUUGUAUGUUAAACUUGUUGUUGU